AUGUUUUUCCAGUCUAGCUCGAAAUUGGUAUUCCUCGAGAGUUUACAACAGCUGUCAGAGUACAUUGAGCCUGACCAGCAGCGUUUGCCCGCUUCAACCAUCGCGUUGGAAGAAGACCUGAAGAUCUUUCCACAUGCUUUUCGUAUUUGUCACAAGGAGAUUCAGUGUACCGUCAAAGUCGGUCCUGCUGCUGUACAGGUGACGACGAGUGAGCAUCAAAAAAUGCUUGGUCAUCCGGUCAUUUUGACUGACGUAUACUAUGCCCAUGAAAUCGAGGAGGUAUGCGCGAAUUUAACUCUAGUGGUGAAUGCUAGCAUUCUGAAUGCAUUCAUAUUCAAGGUACUGCUUGUCGACGACAACACUAUUAUGUUGAUGAUCUUGAACGAGUCCAGCCCGCUGUCCAUUGUCUACAAUGAGUACGAACAGAUUGUUUCAGCUAUUGUACAUAUAAAAUCGCGAUUCGAAAUCGGUCAGCCGUCUAAUUUGACUCACACGAAAAUGCGAGCACGCGAUGUGCCCGGAACUCUUCUUAAUAUGGCAUUACUGAAUCUUGGCAGCACAGAUCCCAGUCUUCGUACAGCGGCGUACAACCUGCUUUGCGCUCUCUCAGCGAUGUUCAACUUUCAGAUCGAAAAAGAGCUAUUGGAAACUGAAGGCUUGUUGAUCCCCGUUAACAACACGCUGUUCAUCAAGCUGAUUUCGGAAAAGAUUGCUGCAAGCGAACCACAUCUCACAUUCGAGUUCAUAGAAGAAUUUAUACAAGGCUUUCGUCAGUCAGGUAUCGAAAUGAAACAUCUUUGCCUCGAAUAUGUCACCCCAUGGCUGCAGAAUUUGCCGAAGUUUUGCAGACAGAGCGGUGACGACUUCAAACGACGGAAGGUCGUCCAAGUAAUCGAGAACCUGAUAACGAUGACAGUGGAAGAACGCGAGAUGUAUCCGUCGAUUCAGACGAAGAUCUGGGGGAACAUGGGACGAGUACAACAACUGUUAAAUCUGAUGCUGGACUGCUUAUUGAAGAGAAGCAUUGCUGGCGGUUUGGGCUCUAGGCAAGCUGAAGUCAUGGCAGACACAACGGUGGCUCUGGCAGCAGUCAACGUUUCGUUUGUAUCAACGACAAUCCUCAGCCGAUUAAUGACGUUGUUAGAGAAAACUAGUCUUCAUCCUCAGAAGAAACUGGAAGAGCAUAUAUUUUGGGAAGAUAUAGCGAUCCUCAUUCGUUACGUUCUCUUUCUGUCAUUCAACAACCGUUUGGAAGUUGUGGAAAAUAUGCCGGUGCUGUUUCAACUUGUUACGUUUCUAGUGGGCACGGGCCCGCUGUGCAUACGAGCUUCAGUACACGGCAUCGUGAUAAACGUCAUUCAUUCGUUGUACACCUGCUCGUAUCCAUUUUCUGGUAUGUUCGUGUGCUUAAUUCGCUUUGAAACUCAUGCAUGCAAUAAAGACAUACCGGAAAGAACGCUGUGCGACGAACUGGCGAACAUAUCGUACAAGUUUGCGCUCAAGUACAAUCCUGCGUUGCAGUCGCGAGCAUUGGUCGUCUUCAGCUGUCUGUCGAAAGACACUGACGAGGUGACGAUGAAACAGUUGCUCGUACUUUUUCUACAGUUCAUCAAACGACGGGAUGACAAGAAUUUGCUGAUCGCCUCCAUAAUGUCGCUCACUCGUCUUUUACGUUUCGUUCCCGCGAACUCGAUCAUACUCCGAACGUUGUUUUGGAUCUCGGUCAUCAUCCUACAAGUGGAGGACGUCGACCUGUACGAGUACGGCUUGGCGCUGUUGGAACAGAAUCUGCGAACCCUGGACUCAAACAACGUUUUCGAAAACGACACCCUGCAGCACAUGAUGAUGGAAACUAGGCCAGCUCUCGAGUGGGAGUUCAAAGCGUUCGAUCAGGAAGCCGGGCUAUCCUUUAAACACAGUUUUCACUUCGCGUUGGUUGCCUACCUGCUCAAGGGAUAUCGACACCCCUUGCACGCGGUUGUUGCUCGCACGGCCGGUGUAUUAAAGCUGCUUCUCGGUUACCUGGCUAAGUUCACUAAA
This is a messenger RNA of Soboliphyme baturini, 2040 nucleotides long. The record is from the annotation of a GenBank genome assembly. NCBI's taxonomy places the organism in Eukaryota, Metazoa, Nematoda, Enoplea, Dioctophymatida, Soboliphymatidae.